UCCAUGUUCUAUUAUCUAUGAUAUGAUUUAAAAGUUACAUUUUCAACGGAUGUGUUUUUAUAAACAUAAACUUCGUAAAUUAAGUUUGUGUUAAUGUAAUUGUAAUACAUGCGUGUAUAUUUCCGCCAUCAUGAAUGGAAACAGAGAAUCCACGUCUAAUAGCAUAAAGUUUGCGCCAGUACCAAUGUCAGCACUUCUGGCCAAUUUGAUGACACACCAAACUGAUGCUUUGGACUCCAGUUUUACCACGGAUGAAAGUUUAAAUGAAGAUGAUUCUUUAGAUGAAUCUUUACCUAUAAAGAAAUCUUUACAUAGUCAAAAAGGAAAUAAUUUCACUCCUCAGUGUAAUAUUUCUAAAAGUAUUAAGAGCUUUUCAUCUGAAAGAAAAUUAUCUAAUAAAGAAAAUGUAAAUGCUUCACACCAAGGCCGGAGAAUUAAAGAAUCACAAAGCGCUCGCAAACCUCCCAAAGGCUAUUUAAGCCCUAUCGAUGAUGUUAGUGUAGAGAAAAAAAAGUCUAAUGAAGUUUUACUGCCUCUUAAUACCAAUAGUAAAAUACCGCAAAGUAAUCCUAGUUAUACCAAUAAAAGGACUCCUGAAAUUAUUAAAUCUCAAAAUUGUAUGAGAAAAUCAAAAGUUGCUACACCUGUAAUAAAGUCUGGUAUAAGAAAAUUUACUCCAGGUUCAGCUAAACAUAGCCAAAAGAAGGCUACUCUACCACACGUGUUACAAAACAGGGAUAAAAUAAGAUGUGAGUUAUUUCGGCAGAAGCAAGUUGAUCCUACACCGCCUGACCCACCUGUAGCUAUGCCAGCACCUAUUACAACUUCAGUUCCUGAAACACCUAUUAAUAAAAAGCCAAUGUCUGCAUCUUAUGUGGCAACCCCAUCCUAUCCACAAGGUGUGAUUGGGAACAAUGGUGCAAAUAAUUCGAAAAUACUAUUUAAAACAACAAGUAUAAAAGACAAGAAAUACAUGUUUAUAAAAAAGUUGGGAACUGGUGGAUCCAGUGAAGUGUACAAGGUUUUAGAAGUAGGCACUUCAUGUGAAUAUGCUGUUAAGUGUGUGAAUCUUGCAAUGGACCAUGAUCUGGCUCAAGGCUACAUCAAUGAAGUGAGAUUGCUCCGAGAGCUUCAGAACUCAGAUAGAGUUAUAAAAUUAUAUGACUAUGAGUAUGACAGACAGAACCAAUUCCUCCGUAUGGUACUUGAAGCAGGUGAGACAGAUCUAUCAUCAUUUCUCCGAGCUCGGGGUGCAGGCUUGCCUCCGGCUCUAGUCCUGCACUAUUGGGAGGAAAUGUUACAUGCUGUACAUUAUAUACAUGAAAAUGGUGUUAUCCAUGCGGAUUUAAAGCCAGCAAAUUUUCUACUAGUAUGUGGACAGCUGAAAUUAAUUGACUUUGGUAUUGCCUCCGCUAUAAGUAGUGACGCGACAAGUGUUGUACGGUCACAAGCGGCCGGGACCUAUUCUUAUAUUAGUCCCGAAGCACUCAUGGGAGGCGCAGGGGGAUAUAAUAAUAGUGCUAAUAUUAAGAUCUCAUUCAAGUCAGAUGUGUGGUCACUGGGCUGUAUACUAUACAGUAUGAUCUAUGGUCGGACGCCAUUUGGUCAUAUACCCAACUUGGCCAAGUUAGCAGCCAUACUUGACCCUAAUCAUCGCAUUGAAUAUUCGCCAGCUGAACAUCUGCCGUCAUCACUUAUAUCAGCGCUGAAAUGGUGCCUCACAUACAACUCCCGGGCACGACCUUCCGUGCGAGAACUAUUGGCCAUACGACAUUUGCAGCCCCAUGGAAGACCUCUGCCUGACUUUUUAAUAGAAAGGGUCAAAGCUCAUGUCAGCCCCGAAGAACUCCGGCUUCUCCAGCAAGCUAGAUUGUAAAUAUACUGAGUCACUUGUAUUAGACAUUGUGUCGAUAUAAAGCACAAUUUUCCCAACAAAAAAUUUAACAUAUAUGUAUAUUGAAUAGGGAUACUAAGAAAACUAUGACGUCUCGAUCAAUCACGUCGCUUAAAAUAUAAAUGCAUCUAUCAAAUUACUUUGUAUAUAAAUUAAUAUUAUAUUCGAAAAGCUGUCCAUGUCCAUAUUACUUAAUAUCAGUUGAGCCUCCUGUCCGUUUGCCCCCUAUUAUAUGGAAAAAGGAAUAACGACUGUCAAAUGCUUUUAACAUUUGCUUCAAUAAUACCAGUAAUAAUAUUAACGCUGAGCACAUUCUAUGUUUGAUAAAUUAAAUGAAUGAUUAGUAGGUAGGUUCCUUGUGGUUUAUAAAUUUGAGCCUAGAAAAAAAUUUACCUUAAAUAUAUUCAAAGUGCAAAGUGUGGCUGCCUUGUCUCAAAAUGAAAUAAGUUUUUGACAUUCAGGUGACAUAAUUAGGUUAAUACUGUAUGUGAGAUUUAGAGGCGUUAAUGCUAUUGAUAUACAUAUACCCACGAAUCUUUUUAAUAAUUUGUUUUGGGACUUAAAAAAAUAUCAUUGAGACGUAAUGUAAUUUUAAUAUAAUUUGUACGUAAAAUUAGAAUGAACAUACAAUAUGUACAGUGAGUCAUGAUUAGGUAUUUUUGUAGUAUAGAGAAUAAACACUAAAAUAUAUAAAUGUAUACAUUUUCCUUACUCUACUAGAUGCACCGGUCUUGAGAUAUGUAAUUAUUAAUGUACCAUUAGAAAUAAGUUAAUGGACGACUGUAAAUGUGGUCGAUAUUAAUAUUACAAAAAAUAUGAAAAAAAAACUUGUAUGUGAACAGAAUGCUAGCUUGUCUUUUAGUUUUAAAAUCAUAAUAUACAACGUCUUUUAAACGUAAUCACAUUUUUUUUUUGUUCAAAAGAUAUCAGUGCCAAUAUGCAUAUUACGUGAAAGUACAAGGAAAACGUUAAUAGUUAAGAAUAUUUUUCCAUACAAACAAAUGAUGUAAAAUGAAUCAAUAAACUUAACACCCUUGCAAAUUCAUUUAUAAUAGACAUCGAUGGGUGUAGUUCGGUGGGAUCAAACGAAUAUAUAGAACCGGGACGUAAAUAUUAUAGCUAAGUUCACUUGUGUCGAAAUCAUAACUAUUAUGAUGAAUAGGAUGCGAUUGUUUAGUUUUUAGAUGUUCAGAAGUGUCGUAUGAAUAUUUCAAUAAAUGUCAGCAGUUUCACCAGCUCGGUACCGGCUGUACGAUUUAUAUAUCACAUCAUCCCGAGCAAAACAGCAACGUCUCUUGUAAAAAUUAUCAAUGAGAACCAUUGUAUUUUUACUUCAUACCUACAGUAUGAUGUUUUUUGUAAAAAACAUUAUUGUGACCAGCUUAAGAAAACUAAAUCUAAUUUUGAAAAUCGUUAAAUAUCGUUGAGCUCUUGUGCAUAUCAUUUUAAUGUGAUUACAUAUGAAAUCAUUGUAUAUUAUAAGAAUUUAUAUUAGAAGCAAUAUUUUAUAAUUUAUUUGUAUAAAAUUUAAUAUUACCAAAAUGUA
This is a messenger RNA of Pieris brassicae (large cabbage white), 3440 nucleotides long. It is a transcript of the gene Mps1, whose product is annotated as dual specificity protein kinase Ttk. Gene Ontology annotation, biological process: chromosome segregation; peptidyl-serine phosphorylation; meiotic spindle assembly checkpoint signaling. The transcript has 6 exons. The record is from RefSeq and is a predicted model, not a curated record. Gene Ontology annotation, molecular function: protein serine/threonine/tyrosine kinase activity; ATP binding; protein serine/threonine kinase activity. Gene Ontology annotation, cellular component: kinetochore; spindle; nucleus. Lineage: Eukaryota; Metazoa; Arthropoda; Insecta; Lepidoptera; Pieridae. The coding region runs from base 131 to 1876 and encodes 581 amino acids.